AUGACCAUAAGACAACUAACAAAAUGGCAAGGCGGCAGCCAUCUGUUACUGGGCAUCAUAGCUGUCCUCAGACCUCUGGUGAAGCCCAAGAUUGUUAAAAAGAGGACCAAGAAGUUCAUCUGGCACCAGUCAGACCGCUAUGUCAAAAUUAAGCGCAACUGGGGGCGCCUGGGUGGCUCACGCAACUGGUGGAAACCCAGAGGCAUUGACAAUAGGGUGCACAGAAGAUUCAAGGGCCAGAUCUUGAUGCCCAACAUUGGUUAUGGGAGCAACAAGAAAACAAAACACAUGUUGCCCAGUGGCUUCCAGAAGUUCCUAGUCCACAACAUUAAGGAGCUUGAAGUGCUGCUGAUGUGCAACAAAUCUUACUGUGCAGAGAUUGCUCACAAUGUCUCCUCCAAGAACCACAAAGCUAUUGUGGAAAGAGCAGCCCAGCUGGCAAUCAGAGUCACCAAUCCCAAUGCCAGGCUGCUCAGCGAAGAAAAUGAAUAG
Molecule: messenger RNA, 492 nt
Organism: Neomonachus schauinslandi (Hawaiian monk seal)
Lineage: Eukaryota; Metazoa; Chordata; Mammalia; Carnivora; Phocidae
Product: 60S ribosomal protein L32-like
Exons: 3
Coding region: 1-492 (163 amino acids)
Biological process (GO): translation
Cellular component (GO): ribosome; cytosolic large ribosomal subunit
Molecular function (GO): structural constituent of ribosome
Source: RefSeq, a predicted model, not a curated record